AUGAGCCACACGCAACAACAAACCGCUUCGAGCACCACUACCACUACUGUCACCGUGCCGCCACCUCAGGAGGAGAAUCUGGUACUUCAUCUCAGUGCUCCACAACCAUCAACAUCAGAACGUCGUCAUGUUGUAUGGGCCACCGAAACGGUCGAUAACGAGGGAAUGGGCAAAAAGAAGAGCAAGUGCUGCUGCAUUUACAAGAAACCAAAAAAUUGGCAAGACUCGAGCUCCGAUUCGGAUUCCGAUUGUGAAACCGGACAUUGUCGGGGCCAUGUAGAACAGAAGAAAGGAGGAGAAGAGCCACCGUCGAAAAACUCUUGA
Messenger RNA from Caenorhabditis remanei, 324 nucleotides. RefSeq lists its product as uncharacterized. Gene Ontology annotation, cellular component: nucleus. NCBI's taxonomy places the organism in Eukaryota, Metazoa, Nematoda, Chromadorea, Rhabditida, Rhabditidae. The transcript has a single exon. Gene Ontology annotation, molecular function: protein phosphatase 1 binding; protein serine/threonine phosphatase inhibitor activity. The coding region runs from base 1 to 324 and encodes 107 amino acids. The record is from RefSeq and is a predicted model, not a curated record.